Messenger RNA from Brassica oleracea var. oleracea, 1050 nucleotides. RefSeq names its product basic leucine zipper 63-like. Gene Ontology annotation, cellular component: nucleus. The transcript has a single exon. Gene Ontology annotation, biological process: positive regulation of DNA-templated transcription. Gene Ontology annotation, molecular function: DNA-binding transcription factor activity; transcription cis-regulatory region binding. Bases 231 to 989 code for a protein of 252 amino acids. The record is from RefSeq and is a predicted model, not a curated record. NCBI's taxonomy places the organism in Eukaryota, Viridiplantae, Streptophyta, Magnoliopsida, Brassicales, Brassicaceae.
CAAAAUAUUUCUUGCUUUUACAAAGUUGGCUCUACAAGUUUUUAAACCCGCCAUAGUGCAACAUGACUCAAAAGCUGCUUAUACAGUAUAAUAUACGGUUAUAUACCGUAUUUUAAAGUGACUAAAAUACCCCUGUUUAUUUGUCCAUAAAUAUCAAGCUCCAACAAUGCAAUUCUUCCCUUUUCCCCUUCUCAUCUCUCUCAUCUCUCUACUAGGAAAAAUAAGCAAUUAUGUUGUCCACUGUACCGGCCUUUUCCAUGUCUGACCCGGGUUUAGUUAAUCAAUUUCAGGGAUUCCAAACCGGGUUCACUCCUUGGGAAUGGGACUGCUCUGAUCUCUUUUCCGUUAACCAGCUGUCUCUUGAACCGGCCGUUCCCAGUCCAUGUUUUGCUGAAUCCGACUCUGGUCUCGUCAAAAUUAACUCUGGUUUUGAUGACAUCAAACCCGGUUCUGAUGAAGAAUAUACCGGUUUCAUCAAAACUAAACCCGGUUUUGACGAAGCCCAAAGUUCCCACGGCGUACCAGAUGAACCGGACUCGGACGACCCAAAACAAUGGACAGCCAUCGCGAGUUUACACUCGGGAGAGCAGAAUCAUAACCGGAAUACACUAAUUCAACCGGAGAUGACCGAGGAGAAGAAGAGGAAGAGGAUGGAAUCGAACCGGGAAUCAGCGAAACGGUCGAGAAUGCGUAAACAAAGUCACAUUAAUAACUUAAGGAACCAAGUAAACCAGCUCGACAUGGAAAACCGUGAGCUCAAGAACCGGCUCCAGUUAUUUACAUACCAGCUUCAACGAGUGAAUACAGACAAUAUCCAGCUCGUGGCGGAACAAGACAUUCUCCGGUUAAGAUUGUCGGAGAUGAGGCGGAUCCUGAUGAUCAGACAACUUCAACAACAACAACAAUGGGAACUCAAUAACCGGAGAAUGAUCAUGACUGAACAAAACCCAUCUACGAUCAUGGAUCAUAUGAUAUAUAUAAGUAAAUAAUAAAAACAAAAAAAAUUAGAACGAUACCAUCAAUCUCUUUCUUUGUCUCUCUAUCUCUCUA